GGGUUGGAAAAUGAGAGAUUAAUGGAGAGCGGGAAGAGAGCAACAGAGGACUGAGAUGGGAAUGAAGAUCCGAUCGUGAUAAAUGAAGAGGGUAAAUCACGUCAUUUUUUAAAAUAAACGAGGACAAUACGGGCAUAUUGAAACAUUCCUUAAAGAGCUCCGCAUGCUUCCAUCCACAGCAGCUUUUAAAAGCAGCAUCUGAGCUGCUUCUAAAAACAGCUGCCAGUUUUCUGAAAAAAAGCACUUUUUUCUUGAUUUACCAAACACCUUUUCAUUCAGAAUUUUAAAAAUAAGCUGCUUCAAAGCAUCUGAGCCUUAAUGUGCGGAGCGACGACGGUUAGUUCUUGUCCAAUGUCCUAAAUGCAAUGCCUCCAAUUCAAUUGCUUGUCACUUUCAUAAACUGUGCCUAACAUUUAGAAAACUGAUUGCACUUGGAGGAGUAUACAGCAUGACGCGUUGAAUUUUUUGCUUCAGUGUAUAUCUUGUUCCGUCGUCUUUCUAGGACUUGUCCAUCUUCAUUCGUCUCCCUUGACUUUUCUCUGCUAUCUCCUCCAUGGUAUCUUGUGGUUCAAUCUCAGCCGGUCAUUUUCGACUGUGUUUCAUUUCUAGAACCAUGAAGCAUCCAACUUGUGUGCCAUUUGGUAAAUUCAACUCAACCAGAUACGAAUAUAAGAUGCCAUCCAACCCAUCCCAUUGCACAUACAACUUCGAAAGGCAAUAUGAAUUUUCUCCUUUCGUUCUGCUUUUGCCUCUGCGUUUCUCGUUUGCCCUCCUUCGCAACUCCAGCUGUGUUAUUUCAGGGGUUCAAUUGGGAUUCAAGUAAAAAAGGAGGAUGGUACAACUCCCUCAAGACCACCAUUCCCGAACUCACUAGCUCUGGAAUUACCCAUGUCUGGCUUCCUCCUCCUUCUCACUCUCAUGGAACUGAGGGAUACGACCCGGGAAGGCUAUACGAUCUCGAUGCAUCAAGCUACGGAAAUAAGGACGAAUUGAAGUCCCUGAUUGCUACUAUGCAUGAGAAGGGAAUCAAAGCCAUCGCUGACAUUGUGUUAAACCACAGAUCAGCUGUCAAACAAGACGAUAAUGGAAUAUGGAGCAUCUUUGAAGGUGGAACAGAAGACGGACGUCUUGACUUCAAUGCCUCAUUGAUCUGCAGAGAUGACAAUGACCAUCCUUUUGGAACUGGAAAUCCAGACACAGGGGACAACUUUCCUUACACUGCUGAUGUGGACCACACCAAUCCAAGGCUACAAACCGAGCUCUCUGAUUGGUUGAAUUGGUUGAAAACUGAUAUAGGGUUUGAUGGAUGGAGGUUGGAUUAUGUGAUUGGAUAUGGCUCCAGCUUCACCAAGCUCUACAUGGAAAAGACUUCACCAGAAUUUGCAGUUGCUGAGUAUUGGCGUGGGAACAUUUCAAAAGGGCAGGAUGGCAAACUUGACCAGAACCAAGAUGCACAUAGGAAUGAAAUAGUGAAUUGGAUCGAGGCUGCUGGUGGCGUUGUCACGGCGUUCGAUUUGACAACCAAGUACAUCUUGAAUGUUGCUGUGGAGGGUGAGCUAUGGAGGCUCAAGGAUUCUAAUGGAAAACCACCAGGUUUGAUUGGGAUCAAACCAGAAAGUGCUGUAACAUUUAUUGACAAUCAUGACACUUGGUCUCAGGGACUUUUGCCUUUCCCAGAUGACAAAGUCCUGCUUGGAUAUGCUUACAUUCUCACCCAUCCUGGGACCCCAAGCAUAUUCUAUGAUCACUUCUUUGACUGGGGGUGGCCAAAGGAGCCUAUACGCAAUUUGACUGCAAUUAGGGCAAGGAAUGGAAUAAAUUCCAGGAGCAGUGUGACUAUUUUAGCUGCCGAGGCUGAUCUAUAUAUGGCCAACAUUGAUGACAAGAUUAUCAUGAAGAUUGGGCCAAGAUUGGGCCUUGGAGACCUUGAUCCCACAAAGUCAAACUUCCACGUUGCCACCAGUGGACAAGACUUCGCUGUUUGGGAGAAAAAUUGAACUAGAAAGAAGAAAGCUUCCUGUACUUCUUCUUCUUCUUCUUCCUCCUCCCCAGCUUUAAAUUCCCUGAAUGUUAAAAGAGAAGCAAAUCAGAUUCAUACCCACUUGCUAAAAUCGGGUGUUGACCGAUUCAUGUAUGUGAGUACUGCUCUUCUUGAUUUGUAUAUGAAACUGGGAUGUGUUAGAAAUGCUCAUAGGCUGUUUGAUGAUAUGCCUGACAGAGACGUUGUCUCUUGGAAUGCGUUGAUUUGUGGGUUUUCGCGAAAUGGGUGUGAUUUUGAAGCGUUGAAACUCUUUGUUCAAAUGUGUAAAGAGGGAUUUUUUCCUCAUCAGACGACUUUGGUUAGUUUGGUUCCAUCUUGCGGUAGGCAAGAGUUGGUUUCUCAAGGGAAAUCUAUUCAUGGGUUUGGAAUUAAGGCGGGCCUUUAUUCUGAUUCUCAUGUGAAGAAUGCUCUUACCUCAAUGUAUGCUAAAUGUGCAGAUUUGGAGGCGGCAGAGCAUUUGUUUGAGGAGAUAGUUGAGAAGAGUGUAGUUUCUUGGAAUACUAUGAUUGGUGCUUAUGGACAAAAUGGCUUCUUUGAUGAGGCAGUGCUUGCCUUUAAACGAAUGCAAGAGGAAAAUGUUCCAGCCAAUCUGGUGACCAUGGUAAGCCUUCUGUCAGCAAAUGCCGAUCCAGAGUCUACCCAUUGUCAUGCCACUAAAACUGGUCUUGUCAAUGAUGCUUCUGUAAUUACUUCAUUAAUUUGCCAAUAUGCAACACGCAGGAACACAGAAUCCGGCAAACUUCUUUACAAGUCAUUGCCUCAGAAGAACUUGGUUUCCCUAACUGCACUUAUGUCAAGCUAUACUGAGAAAGGUGACCUGUUUCAGGUGAUGUCGUGUUUUGCUCACUUGCAGCAGUUAGAAAUGAAGCUUGAUGCAGUUGCUAUGGUUUGCAUCCUUCAUGGGAUGAAAGAUCCCAUGGACUUUCGUCUUGGACUUGCUUUUCAUGCUUAUGGGCUAAAGAGUGGGUUGAGUGCUGAUUCUUUGGUUGCAAAUGGGUUGAUAAGCCUGUACUCGAGGUUUGACAAGAUAGAAACUGCUUUCUCUUUACUUUCUGAGAUACAUGAGAAAACAUUGAUUAGUUGGAAUUCUUUGAUAUCGGGCUGUGUACAAGCUGGAAGGCCAAGUGAUGCCCUAGAGGUUUUUUUCCAAAUGAAAAUGUCUGGACACAGUCCAGAUGCCAUUACCAUCUCUAGCUUACUAUCAGGUUGUUGCCAGCUUGGGUACUUGCAAUUUGGGGAGAGGCUUCAUAACUAUAUCCUAAGAAACAAUCUCGAAGUGGAAGAUUUUGUUGGAACUGCUCUUAUAGACAUGUACAUCAAGUGUGGAAGAAUAGAGCAUGCUGAAAGGGUGUUUAAGAGCAUCGAAGAACCGUGCUUGGCAACAUGGAACUCAAUGAUCUCGGGUUAUAGCUUAUAUGGGUUAGAACAUGAAGCUCUUGCUUGCUUCUCAGAAAUGCAAAAGCAGGGGAUAAAGCCUGAUAAAAUAACUUUUUUGGGAGUUUUAGCGGCUUGUACUCAUGGAGGUCUUGUUCAGGAGGGAAGAAAACAUUUCCAAAUCAUGAGGGAACAGUUCAACAUGGUGCCAGAUUUGCAACACUAUGCUUGCAUGGUUGGUCUCUUUGGUCGUGCUGGCUUGUUCGAGGAGGCAUUAAUGUUCAUCAGAAAUAUGGAAAUGGAGCCCGAUUUCGCAGUGUGGGCAACCUUGCUGAGUGCUUGUUGCAUCCAUCAAGAGGUGAAGCUUGGGGAAUAUGUUGCCAGAAAGUUGUUUUUCUUGGACAGUAACAAUGGUGGAUUCUUUGUGUUGAUGUCAAAUCUUUAUGCGGUUAAAGGAAUGUGGGAUGAAGUAGCUAGGGUGAGGGAGAUGAUGAGAGAGAGUGGAGGGGAUGGCUGUUCAGGAAUUAGUGUUAUUGAGAUGACUUCAUUGGAAGACAUGAAUGUAAACUUAAGCUCGAGCAAGUCUAGUUUGAAUGCAAAUGCUUGGCAACCUCUACUCUCUCUAUAUUAAUCGCUAGUCCUGACUCCUGAUUACGGUCAUUUC
Molecule: messenger RNA, 4079 nt
Organism: Prunus dulcis (almond)
Lineage: Eukaryota; Viridiplantae; Streptophyta; Magnoliopsida; Rosales; Rosaceae
Product: pentatricopeptide repeat-containing protein At2g04860
Exons: 5
Biological process (GO): RNA modification; carbohydrate metabolic process
Molecular function (GO): calcium ion binding; protein binding; RNA binding
Source: RefSeq, a predicted model, not a curated record